Molecule: messenger RNA, 2406 nt
Organism: Aphanomyces invadans
Lineage: Eukaryota; Oomycota; Saprolegniomycetes; Saprolegniales; Verrucalvaceae
Exons: 8
Coding region: 1-2346 (781 amino acids)
Biological process (GO): transmembrane transport
Cellular component (GO): membrane
Molecular function (GO): transmembrane transporter activity
Source: RefSeq, a predicted model, not a curated record
AUGGGAAGCAAGACGAGCAAACCGAUCGUCGAAUGCCAAGCGCAGGGAAACACGGACUCGAAGGCCGCUGUGGCGUUGCCCACACCGGACAACGGCGGCGGAACAUCGUUCCAAACGUCCAAUCGGAAAUGCACCGACAUACUGUGCACGCUUCUCUUCGUCGUGUUUUGGAUCGGCAUGAUCGUGAUCUCCGUCAUCGCGUUCACUCGCGGCAAACCCGAACGCCUGGCGUACGGGAUGGAUUUCAAGGGGCGCAUCUGCGGGACGUCUGGCUCGACUCCUGGCAUCUCGUCCGUGCCGUACGAUUUGACAGCGUACAAGUACCUCGCGUACCCGCGUCUCGCACAAGAUUUGAACGCCAUGGCGAUCGACCCCGACUUUAGCCCGACAGACCCGAGCAAUUUGAAAAAACUCUACGGCGUGUGCGUCGCGACCUGCCCGACCAGCCGCUCCAGCACUGGCAGUCCGCAGUAUGUUCACGCGCUGGAGUCGUAUGGUGUGGUGGGGCGCGACCCCGUGUCCGCCACCAACGUCUCGUACGGAGCGGCGGCAGAAGACGCGACCGUCGGGUCUCCAUUCCGCGUGUUUGUCAACACGUCCAACGUUUUGUUUCGAUGCUUGGAAAUCCCGUCCGAAACCAAAGUCAGCUUUGUCCGGUGCGUCGACGACUGCACGACGGGGUCCGAUCCAGCCAUGUGCGGCCCGAACGCCACGUUUUUUCCAUGCGGUGCCAAGGGAUGCACCAAGUACGCGUCGACCAACAUGCCAACGUGCAUGAACAUUCAAACGAAAUCCGAAACGUACACGACAUCGAGCGCCAACAACUCGCCCAUCUUUGACUCGCUAACGUCGGGCUGGUUCAUGGUUGCGCAAUGGAUUGGCGACAUUCAAAAGGCCGCCGGUCCGAUCCUCAUCUGCGGCAUCGCUGUCGCACUUGUCCUCGGCUUCGUGUGGCUUGUAUGCCUGCGAUACUGCGCGGGGUUGUUUGUCUGGCUCACGAUCCUGCUCGUCGUCGCCAUUCUCGUCAUCACCACCUUCUUUCUUGCGUACAAGGGCGAGCUUCUGAACAAUUCCAUGAUCGCGUCGAAUUUAGCCAAGACCGGGCUGUCCUCGGACGCUAUCUCCGACUUGACGACGAGCAUGUCGUCGGCGUCGGCCGCGGUCAACUUUGCUGCGGCGCAAGUGAAGUAUUGGAAAUACGCGGCAUAUAUCUUUAUUGCGGUCGACGUGUUGGUGCUGCUCGUGCUCAUUUUCAUGUGCAGCCGCAUUCAAAUUGCUGUCGGCAUCAUUCGCGAAGCAUCGAAAGCGAUCGGGCGCAUGCCGUUCCUUGUGCUGUUUCCACUCGUCCCGGUUGUGUCGAUCACGGCGUUUGUCAUUUACUGGAUCAUCGCAGCCGCGUUCUUGGCGACGGCUGGAAGUGUAUCGGCGCGCAUUGUUGAGGAUGUCGUGGGGUCUGCCAACGUCGGCAACCUGACCAACCCGCUGCACCAGCAAUUCUCGUUCCACGACGACAAUGUGCUCAACUACCUCCUCGUGUACCACGUGUUUGGGUUCCUAUGGACCGCCCAGUUCCUUCAAGCGGUGGGGUACACCACAAUGGCCGGCGCCGUGUGCGAGUACUACUGGACGCUCAAUAAAUCCACCAUGAGUCGCAUGCCCAUCCUGCGAUCGUUUUACCGCACGAUACGAUACCAUGUGGGCUCCAUGGCGUUUGGGUCGUUGAUUAUUGCGAGCAUUCAGUUCGCCCGACUCGUCCUCGAGUACGUUGACCAGAAGCUCAAGACAGCACAAAAGCAAAACGCGAUGGUCAAGGUCGUCAUGUGCGCGUUCAAGUGCUGCCUGUGGUGUUUUGAAAAGUGCAUGAAGUUCCUCAACAAAAACGCGUACAUUAUGGUCGCGAUGAAAGGCACGUCGUUCUGCUCGGCCAUGAAGGAAUCGUUCGGGCUGAUCUUGGCAAACGCCGCCCGCGUCGCAACCGUCAGCAUUGUGUCCAUGUUCCUCAUCCUCCUUGGCAAGAUCUUCAUCACGAGUUUCUCGUGCAUGAUGCUGUUCCUGUUCCUAAGCCACCCACCGUCCGGCCUCCCGUCCUUCUUCACGGACAACCUGGACAACUUGAGUAGCCCCGUCUUUCCCCUGCUGGUGUGCGGUCUCCUCUCGUACACGAUCGCGUCCUUCUUCCUCGACGUGUACGAAACUGCAAUCGACACGAUCCUCCUCUGCUUCUGCGAAGAUUGCAAGGUGAAUCAAGGGUCUGGCACGUACUUUAUGUCGGACGAGCUCCUCGCGUAUGUGGACGGCGCGGCCAAGAAGCACGCGUUCGCCCACUACAAACAGACCGAGCCGUGAGAACCGAGUCGAGCGAGACGAGGGCGCCAUGCAUCUGAAAUAAUUCCAAUGUUGCGUGAA